Molecule: messenger RNA, 2700 nt
Organism: Trichechus manatus latirostris (Florida manatee)
Lineage: Eukaryota; Metazoa; Chordata; Mammalia; Sirenia; Trichechidae
Gene: FSCB
Product: fibrous sheath CABYR binding protein
Exons: 4
Coding region: 16-2700 (894 amino acids)
Biological process (GO): negative regulation of protein sumoylation
Cellular component (GO): sperm fibrous sheath; sperm principal piece
Molecular function (GO): calcium ion binding
Source: RefSeq, a predicted model, not a curated record
CGACCCAGCCAACCAAUGGUAGACAAAUCCCAGCAGACUGAAGUGACAGAGAAAAAGAAACACACGGCCAUACCUCAGUCAUCUGGCCCCAAAGCUACCCAUAGCAUUGGUAAUAUUCCUGGAAGCCAUGUCAACUACUCUGCCAAAGAAUAUGAGUCCCUUCGAGUAUCUUCUCAACUUCAGCAAACUUGGACAAAGAGAAAACGUGGACAUGAAAUGACUGAUAAAUCUCUUCAGACAGAUAGCACCAGAGAAAAGAAAAAAAAAGAAAUCAAGUCAGUUGGUAAAACAGUGGUGCCUGAAGUAAAGUCAACUAAUGUUGGAGAAACAUCCCCUGAAUUGCCAGAGAGAGUUCACGAAGUAGAAAUUCCACCAAGCAGACACUCAGUUCAACUCAAAAUAGACAGAUCUCAGCAGACCAGUUGUACUGGAGACUGGACCAUGGUAAACAUUACUCACGUAGAAAUGGUGGACAAGGAACAGCAGACGUACUUCAGUGAAUCAGAAAUAGUGGUAAUUUGCAAGCCUGAUAGUUCUCUUACAGAAACAAAGGAAGGUGCCCAGAAACGUAAAUCGUUAGGGAAGAUUUUUGUCAGUGAACAUACUGAAUUUCAGCCAGCAACAAGCAGCAAAGAAGAAAUGAGGCAGAAAAGUAUCAGCAAAGCUUCAUUUAGUCAGUCAACUCAAAAAGGUACUGCAGUACUCAUUUCAGAAAAUGAACCUAGGAUCCUGGCUGAAGUACAGCCUCUUGCUGCAGAAGAAACCUCUGCUGAAAUCCAACUACCACCAACUGAAGAGGCUCAUGUUGAAAUACAGCCUCUAGCUACUGAAGACAUCCCUGUUGAAGUACAGCCUCUACCAGCUGAGGAGGCUCCUGUAAAAGAGGCUUUUGCUGAAUUUCAGCCUCCAUCAGCUGAUGAAGCCGCAGUGGAACAUCCACCAGCUGAAGAGGCCCCAGCUGAACUUCAGUCUCUACCACGUGAGAAAACUCCUGCAGAUGAGGCCCCUGCUAAAGUAGAGUCUACCCCAGCUGAAGAGACGCCUGUUGAAGUACAGCUUCCACCUGCUGAAGAGACUCCUGCUAAAGAAGAGACUACACUUGCUGAAGAGGUGCCUAUAGAAGUACAGUCUCCACAAGCUGAAGAGGCUUCUGAAGAAGAAGGUGCUGCUGAAGUACAGCCUACCCCUGUUGAAGAGACCCUUGUUGAACUUCAGCCUUCAGUAGGUGAGGAGGCCCGUGAUGAAGAACAACUUCCACCAACUGAAGAGGUCACUGUAGAAGAGACAUCUGCUGAAGUUCAUUCUCCACCAGCUGAAGAGGAUUCUUCAGAAGAAACUCCUGCUGAGCUUCAGCCUAUAGCACCUGAAGAGGCCCCUGCUGAAGUUCAAUCUCCACCAGCUGAGGAGGCCCCUGCAGAAGAGGCCCCUGCUGAAGUUCAUUCUCCACCAGCUGAGGAGGCCCCUGCAGAAGAGUCUCCUGCUGAAGUUCAGUCUCCACCAGCUGAAGAGUCUCCUGCUGAAGUUCAAUCUCCACCAGUUGAGGAGGCCCCUGCAGAAGAAUCUCCUGCUGAAGUUCAGUCUCCACCAGCUGAGGAGGCCCCUGCAGAAGAGUCUCCUGCUGAAGUUCAGUCUCCACCAGCUGAAGAGGCCACUGCUGAAGUUCAAUCUCCACCAGUUGAGGAGGCCCCUGCAGAAGAAUCACCUGCUGAAGUUCAAUCUCCACCAGCAGAGGAGGCCCCUGCAGAAGAGUCUCCUGCUGAAGUUCAUUCUCCACCAGCUGAGGAGGCCCCUGCAGAAGAAUCUCCUGCUGAAGUUCAAUAUCCACCAGCUGAGGAGGCCCCUGCGGAAGAGUCUCCUGCUGAAGUUCAUUCUCCACCAGCUGAGGAGGCCCCUGCGGAAGAGUCUCCUGCUGAAGUUCAGUCUCCACCAGCUGAGGAGGCCCUUGUAGAAGAGUCCCCCGCUGUAGUUCAGCCUCCAUCACCUGAAGAGACUCCUGAAGAAGAGGCCUCUGCAAAAAUAGAGCUUACUCCAACUGAAGAAGCCCCAGUUGAAGUACAGUCUUUUCUAGCUGAAGAAGCUCCUGUAGAAGAGGCUCCUGCUGAACAUCAGCCUCCAACAGCUGAUCAGACCCCUGAAGAAGAGGUUACUGUUGACGUUCAGCCUCCACCAGCUGAGGAGGCUCCUGCAGAAGAGGCCCCUGCAGAAGAGGUUCCUGCUGAACUUCAGUCUCCACCAGCUGAGGAGACCCCUUUAGAAGAAGCCCAUGAUGAAGUUCAGCCUCUACCAACUGAAGAGCCCCCUGCAGAAGAAAUUCCUGCUGAACUUCAGCCUCUACCAACUGAAGAAGUUACUUCAGGAAAGAUUAUUGAUGACAAACAGCCUCUACUAGCUGAGGACCCUAUUGAAUUCCUCUUAGAAGGGACCACUGCUGAACUUCAUCCUCUACCACCUGUAAAAACCCCUGCCAAAGAGACUUUUGUAGAGAAAGUGCCUACCGAAAUAUCACUUCCCCAGGCAGCAGAUGUUCCAGUGGUAAAGUUAGAGUCACUUGUUCUGGAAGGGAUUUCUAAAGAAGAAGAGGCUUCUGCUGUAGACUCUGAAUCUUCAAGACUGAACCCUGUUCCUAAAGAUAUGCCUGAUAGGAAACAGAAAAAUUCUGCUAUUGAAAUAGAGGGUAUCAUCCAUAUAGAAAUAAAAUAA